GUUCUUAGACUCAGGUGGAAUUUCUGGGCCAGCACCUCCCCUCUGAUCCGCCCCUGGGUGGAGCCUUCUGGCUCAUGUUGUCGUUCCCUCAGCUGUUUUCUAUGGUGUAAUAAAGAGCUAGGCUGUUGGGUGCCACAGUUCUAUGCCAGACUGUCCUUGUCAACAUGCUGCCAGGAAACCUUUGAACUCCAAGUCAAACACUCCUGUGGACUGUGAGCACUUCCAGGCACUUUUUCUUCUUUACUACCUGCAAGUGGAAUGACUUACCAGGUCUCCGCCUGCCUCCUGUUGACCAAGUACUCCUCUUGAGCUCCCCCAUGCCAUCUUUUUAUGUUAGACUGCUACAAUCAAUUACAAAUACAGCAAUACUCAUUCCCACUUACCUGGUACUCCACUAAUAGUCACUCUCCUGUCUGACAGAGCUCCCAGUAGCAUGCCUGUUCACUCAGUUAAGCAACUAAUCACUCACAAGAACCUGCUUUUUCAUUUUCCAAUGAAGACGUGCAAACGUCUGUUUGACUCUGCUCACAGAGUCCAGUAUAUACCAAACUAUGCCUUUUUUGGAGUUGGGAUUGUACUUUUGCCCAUUUGGCAGAAAGCCCUGGAUGCAAACAAAACUCCAUGAGUGGAAAGGCUGCUCAAAUGGUGCACAGUUGUUUUGGUGACUCAAAUCCUUCCUAUUGAUUCAGGUAAGUCAUUUAAAAUAUAAAAGUAAAGCAUUAAGUGACAUUUUACAUAAACAUUAUGUAUGGUAUUUAAAUCCAUGUUAAGCUUCAGUGGUUACAAUAACAUCUUAUUGUUGCAUAACGUGUGUUUGCCCAAACCGAAUGUUGAAUUUUUCCAUUUACACAAGCAGCCUUCAUGUCAGCGUUUCCUUAUGCCUGCAAGAAUUUGGGCGGGCUGUAUUAGAAACACUUGGAGCACCAAUUGCUUUUUUACCCUCUUCCUAAACCAUAAGCCAUCUGUCUGCAUAAUUUAAGGUACGAAUGUGUGUUCAUCAGUGGUUGAAGUUAAAAAAAACACAUGUGUUACACAAUCUGUGAAUCAACUGUAUCGGUUACAAAAUCAGUUGCUUUUGCCACUUUUAACAUAAAGCAUUAGAAAAGUUGCGACAGUCAUGCAUGGGGAUUGUUAUUUUGGUCACUUAUGAGGAACUUGUAUUUAAACAGCACUAUUGGAAAAAUACGCCUGCAACACCUUUAAACCUUUUAAAUAGGAACCACGCUUUAACUUUGGAACAGAGACUUGUCUGACAGCAGCUUUUAUCCACACAUGAACCUGCAGCUGGCUGCUAUAGUGGUCACAUGACCUCUACUAUAAACCUCAGCACAAACCAAUGAGGCUACGUAGUUUCCAAAGAACUCAAUGAUCAAAAUUUUUGCCAAAAACUCCGCGCUGUCAGCAAAAUCUUUGUUUACCUCAGCAGUCAUGUUGCUUGACCGGCAUGUGCGGUACAGGAGUUGUCACAUGUAAAUCUGGGCAUUCCUCACUUCCCUGAACUGACUAUAUCCUGUUCUAACACGCCUUAUAUAAGUCUGCUGCUUUCAUUAUCCACAGCUCUGACAGCUUUGUAAAAAAAAAAGACUACUCUGCUGAACUAAGCUGGUGACCAAAAACAUGUUUAACACAGGAGUUUCGACCUAUCUGUGCUUGUUUUUUGCCUGCUGCUUCUGCUGCAGCAGAGCUAUGCCGACUAAACUCAGCAACGAGGCUGUGAAUGACAGAUCUGUGAUAGGUGUUUUAACUCAGGUUGUUACAGAUGAAAUUAUGAAACCAUUUGGGAGGACUUACAUACCUUCCUCUUAUGUGAAAUACAUUGAGUCUGGGGGCAGCAGAGUGAUGCCUAUAAGAUUAACUCUGACUACAUCUGAAUAUGAGAACAUUUUCAGGAAGAUAAACGGGUUGAUUUUCAUCGGGGGAGCUGCAGAUUUGGAGACUUCAGACUUUGCCCGGGUGGCGAAGAUUUUUUACAGGCUGGCUCUGGCGGCUAAUGAUGCCGGGGACUACUUCCCAAUUUGGGGCACAUGCAUGGGAAUGCAGCUACUCACUGUGCUGGUGGCUGGUGAAAAUCUCCUGACAAAAACCCCAGCUGAGAACUUAGCAUUGCCCCUCAACUUAACCACAGAGGCGCAGUCCAGCCGGAUGUUCAAUAGUUUCCCAGAUGAGCUCAUCAAUGCUUUGGCCCAGGAACCUCUGACUGGCAAUUUUCACAACUAUGGAAUUACAGUAAAGGACUUCCAGGAAAAUGAGAUGCUACGGAGUUUCUUCACCAUCCUGUCAACAAACAUCGCUAAGAACGGAGCUCACUUUGUCUCAACUUUCGAAGGUAAAAGAUAUCCUUUCUAUGGAGUUCAGUGGCACCCGGAGGUGAAUCGUUUUCAGUGGUACAGAAAGGCGAAUUUCCCUCACUCCCGUCACGCCGUGCAGUUAUCGUCGGAGCUAGCUGAAUUUUUUGUCAAUGAAGCAAGGAGAAGUUUACAUCACUUUGACAGUCCUGCAGAAGAGGAAUCAUCACUGAUUUACAACUACUCACCUGUCUAUGUUGCAAACAUCACAACAUAUGAGCAGAUCUACUUCUUCUGAGCUACUCUUGCAGCUGAAUGGAUCUCUGCACAUGUAAACGUUUAUAUGCUCUAGUGUCUGUAGGACGCUCGCAAAGUAUGCUGGUUUUAAUCACAGAUAAUCAAAAGUGUUGUUUAAACCUUUGUGCUGAUUCAGUGUGUUUGUAUUUCACUAAGGAAGUAUUUUUGCUAGCAAUUAUGGCAUUACCGACGCAGAACUAUUACUUAUAUUACUUUAAUGUGUUGUUUUUCCCAUUAAUGUGCUCGUUUGUAAAAGUGAAGUGAGACUAUCAACCCUGUAAAUGUGAAUGUGUUUGAAGUAGAACAUCUGGAUAGAUUUUAGGACAACUGGGUCCACGUCUUUUGUACUUGGUCAUUUAAUAAACAAAUUUUUAAUGUG
Molecule: messenger RNA, 2961 nt
Organism: Oreochromis aureus
Lineage: Eukaryota; Metazoa; Chordata; Actinopteri; Cichliformes; Cichlidae
Gene: gghl
Product: gamma-glutamyl hydrolase
Exons: 10
Coding region: 1618-2583 (321 amino acids)
Biological process (GO): tetrahydrofolylpolyglutamate metabolic process
Cellular component (GO): vacuole
Molecular function (GO): gamma-glutamyl-peptidase activity
Source: RefSeq, a predicted model, not a curated record